GAAGGAGCAGAGACAGAAGGAGGAGCAGCGCCUCCUCUCCGUGGUUCUCCUCCUCCCGGUUCCUCCUCCCGGUUCCUCCUCCCGGUUCCUCCCCGGUUCCUCCGCCAGCAGCAGCUCCUCGGCGGCUCCUCCACCCACGGGCGAUGGCGAGGCCGAGCCACAGCGACCACGUCCUGCAGCAGCUCAACAACCAGCGCGAGUGGGGCUUCCUGUGCGACUGCCUCAUCGCCGUCGGGGACAUCUACUUCCGGGCCCACAAGGCGGUGCUGGCCGCCUGCAGCUCCUACUUCCGGAUGCUGUUCAUCCGGGACCAGCAGGGGGCGUCCCGCCUGGACCUCAGCAACAUGCAGAUCAGCGCCGAGUGCUUCGACCUCAUCCUGCAGCUCAUGUACCUGGGCCGCAUCGCCGUGGGCAGCUACGAGUUCGAGGAGCUGAAGGCGUCCAUGGCGUCGCUGCAGAUGUACUACAUCCCCGACUCGCUGGACGACCUGCGGGACAUCCGCAGCUCCAACCUCACGUCCUCCUCUGCGUCCUCGUCCAGCUCAUCCGCUGGGCCGGCCGGCGGCAAGAUGAUGUUCGGGGUCCGGAUGUACGAGCAGGCGAGGCCCGCCGCGCCCGAAGCAGAACCCGGACCCAAACCGGGCGGUGGCGGCGGCGGCGGCCGGCCAGCGGUGCCCGCGGUCCCUGGCAGGCGGGCGGUGGAGGAGCCGGCGCCGGCGGCGCUGCUGGCGGCGGCAGAAGCGUCGUCCGAGCAGCCGUGCGACCUGAGGAAGAGGUCCGGCGGCCGGAGCUCCGCCCUCAAAGACCGGCCACGGUUCGGACGCACCUACACCUGCGACGACUGCGGCUUCGUCUUCAGCUGCGAGAAGCUCCUCAUCGAGCACAUCCUGACCUGCACCAACAGGAAGUCCUACCCGCCGCCCCGAGGCGCCGAGGGCGACGACUCCAGCAAGGCCGAGAGCUCCACCCCCGAGAGCGCCGACGACCACCGGCUCCUCUGCAAAGGAGAGCGGGACUGGCCCGAGGCCACAGCCGGCGCCGCCCUGGCCAUCCGGUCCGUGGCCGCCGGGACGGACGCCGACCCCGGGUCCGGCGGAACCGUCAAGACGGAGCCGGAGGAGAGCGCCUUCCCGGAGAUCGCCACGAUCCGGGCCGGGCAGCGCGGCGCGCCGUGGGAGGAGCCGGGGUCGGAACCCCACCCGGAGCCCGGCGUGUCCGACGCUCCGGACGGCCACGCCUCCAGCGGCGACGACUCGGGGAUCCCCACCAAGCUCCCCAAGGUCAAAGAGGAGCAGCCAGACGCCGACGGCGCCCCCUGCGAACUGUGCGGCGCCCUGCUGGCAGAGGAGGACAAGUCCGCCCACUACCUGUCCAACCACAUGGGACACAUCUGCGCCUGCGGCCGCUGCGGUCAGGUGCUCAUCAAGGGCCGGCAGCUGCUGGAGCACGCCGAGCGCUGCGGCGAGGCGCACGGCGGCGAGUCCGACUCCCACGGCGAGGACGAGGACCCGCACGGGCUGGACGAGGGCCUGCUGGAGGCGGGCGACCUGGAGGCGGGCGACCUGGAGGCGGGCGACCUGGAGGCGGCCGACCUGGCCUGCCCGCACUGCGGCCUGCUGUUCCAGAGCGAGGGCCUGGCGCUGGAGCACGCCCUCACCUGCCACGACCAGGAGCUGUUCCGGCCGGCGGCGCUGGAGGACGGCGGCGAGCCCGACCACCGCCGGAAGCACUUCUGCGGCAUCUGCGGCAAGGGCUUCUACCAGCGCUGCCACCUGCGCGAGCACUACACCGUGCACACCAAGGAGAAGCAGUUCACCUGCCAGACCUGCGGCAAGCAGUUCCUGCGCGAGCGGCAGCUGCGGCUGCACACCGACAUGCACCGCGGCAUGGCGCGCUACGUCUGCCCCGUCUGCGACCAGGGCACCUUCCUCAAGCACGACCACGUGCGUCACAUGAUCUCCCACCUGUCGGCCGGCGAGACCAUCUGCCAGGUGUGCUUCCAGAUCUUCCCCGGCGGCGAGCAGCUGGAGAAGCACAUGGACGUCCACCUGUACAUCUGCGGCGUCUGCGGCGAGAAGUUCCGGCUGCGCAAGGACAUGAGGAGUCACUACAACUCCAAGCACACCAAGAGACUGUAGGGGGCGCCGCCGCGCCCGCCGCCACCGC
Salarias fasciatus (jewelled blenny) is the source of this 2166-nucleotide messenger RNA. Its product is annotated as zinc finger and BTB domain-containing protein 1. Gene Ontology annotation, biological process: regulation of transcription by RNA polymerase II. Gene Ontology annotation, cellular component: nucleus. The record is from RefSeq and is a predicted model, not a curated record. NCBI's taxonomy places the organism in Eukaryota, Metazoa, Chordata, Actinopteri, Blenniiformes, Blenniidae. Gene Ontology annotation, molecular function: DNA-binding transcription factor activity, RNA polymerase II-specific; protein binding.